CCACUUUCAACGGGUUGCUAGGCGACGGUAGUCAGGUGACUGUCUGCAGACAGAACAUGGCUGACCUGUCAGAAGACCAAUGAGGGAAAGGCCAAAUUUAGCAUAAUCGAUCUGAUUUUUUACGUCGUUUCUGACCACAGUUGACCGUCGUGGACAGCAGUUGACGAGAGGUGUUCAAGAUGAGCGGGUUGCCGGGGGGAAUAGCAAAUGGCCCAAGCAGGAGUGAACACUUAGAGCAAGAUGCUCAGAUUUGGGAGAGACCCUGGACUCUUGAAGAGAUGCGGCAGAGCAGUGCCAACUGGUCUUUGGCAGCCGACUCGGGGCUCUUCCUGUUCCUCCAAGACUUCUCUCAGAGAAUGCUGUCAAAGACCCACGAUAUUGAAAAGCAGUUGGACAGUCUGAUUAAUGACACCAAGGCCACAGACAGCUGCUUGCACUCUGUCUUUAACGACUUUCUCAUGCUGUCCAAUACACAGUUUAUAGAAAAUAGAGUGUAUGAUGAAGAGGUAGAAGAGACUAUUCCCAAGGCUGAUGCUUUGGAGAAGCAGCCUGAGCAGGAGAAGACUCGAGAGCAGAAAGAGGCAGAGUUGAUCCCGAAGAUGCAGGAAGCUGUAAACCAUGGCCUGAGAGUUCUGGAGUCAGCCUUUGAGCAUCUGGACAUCAAAGCGGGAAACUCUGACUCAGAGGAUGAGGAGGUCACAGACCGAGUGGAGGCCAUCCUGGAGCCUAAGGAUCUUUAUGUGGACAGGCCACUUCCAUAUCUGAUUGGUUCCCAGGCCUUCAUGGAACAGGAGGAUGUUGGACUUGGGGACCUUUCAAGUGACGAAAUGUCAGUUGACAGUGACCGAGACAGUGUAAUUGAGAGCGAAGAUGGCAAAGAAGCAGUUCAUUCAGAUGAUGACUUUAAUCAGGAGGAAGAUGAAGAUCACAAUAACAUUAGGAAGAAGUCCUCCAUGUUGAGUUAUGAGGACGAUGAAGAGGAGGAGGAUGAGGAUUCGGACAUAUUUGGAGAAUCAGACAGGGAUGAUGAUGAUGACGACGACAACGACGACACAAAGAACACAGGCCCGUCGUCUUUUGCUGAUGAGCUGGCAGCCCGAAUCAAGGGCGAACCGGUUAACAAACCAGAAGGAGAUCGUGCAUCAUUGGCAUCUAAGAAGAAAAGUAAAAGCAGGAAAGAACCAAAGCCUGCAAAGCCACAGGCAGCUGACGAGGACAGCGAUGACAUGUUUAAGCCACCGAAGAUGGACGACGAUGACUUCUCCCCGUUUGGAGGGAAAAGUGGCCUCUUCAGUGGAGGAAGAGGCCUGUUUGACGAUGACGACGAGGGGGAUCUUUUCGCUGAGGCACCGAAACCUCCAGUGUCCGUAGAGAAAAAGGUGCUGAAUGAAAGCACGAAAAGCACAGCUCAAAUUGCAGAAUCCGUCAAACCUGGAAAGAAGAAGAUUCCAGCGGGUGCCGUUUCAAUAUUCCCAGAUAACAGCCUGUUCAGUUCAGGGAAUGACUCUGAUUCAGUUGGGAGCAAGGAGAAUGGGUCUCCAGCUCCUAAGACCAAUGCUGCCUCCAAACAGGUUCCUACGGGAGCUGCUGUUGGCGGAGGAGGAAGUGGGCUGUUUGAUGAAGAGGAAGAGGAUGACGACUUCUUCAGUGGUAAAAGUCUGAAAAAGUCUGACUCUGCUGGACAGAAGAAGCCCAAGAAAGCUGUUGACCUUUUCGAUGAAGACAAUGAGGAUGGUGACAUAUUCAGUGAGAAGUACAGUGCGUCGACUCCAGCCCAGAGCAAGAAGGAAGUAGUGGAAGAGCAGGUUAAACCACCUGAGAAAAAGAUGCCGGCAGGCGCCAUCUCUCUGUUUGGACCCGGGACUCAAAGCUUGCUCAGUGAGGGCCUGAAAAAGCGUCAGCAGUCUACCAGCGAGGAGUCUGAGAAAUCCGAGGAGAACGGGCCGGCUCCACAUGCUGCGAAGCCUGCUGCAAAGCCUGCUGUCAAGCAGAAACCCCAGACCAGAGGCCUCUUUUCCGAUGAUGAAGACACACAGGCAUCUCCAACUAUCCCUAAGAGCCAGUCUAAGCCUGAACUUACAAGCCAGGGCAAAACCAGCAAGGCCCCUUUGUCAUUAUUUGACGAUGAGGAAGAAGAGGAUCUGUUUGCAUCUGCAGCAAAGUCUAAAUCAAAACCUAAUCAACCUAAAGCCUCCACGCCGCAACCCAGUAAAGCUGAGUCCAGCUCCCUCUUCAGUGAUGAUGAGGACCAGUGGGUGACUUCUAAAAGUAGUGCUGGGAAGCCAGAGGUCAAGACAGGAGGGAUGAAGGCCAGUGCCAGUGCUCCUUCCAGUCUCCCCAGUGCCAAAAUGUCUCACAAAAGCAGCCUUUUUGAUAAUGAUGAUGAUGACGACGACCUGUUUGCUCCAACAACAGAGUCAAGCCAGAAGAAGUCUCAGAGAGUUGCUCUCUUGUUUGAAGACGAGGGUGAUGUUGAAGAUAAAGGAUCUCUCUUUGGCGUCAAACCUGCUGUCAACACAAACACUGCAGCCCCAGCUGCUAAGACAUCUGCUGUGGCCUCUCAGUCAUCCCCUCUGUUAGAGAAACCAGAGGAGGUUGUAGUUUCUACGACAGCAGCAGAGGACAAGCCUUCAGAGCAGGAGAAGCCAGCAGCAAAGACUCCUGAGCCGCUCCCGUCAGCGCCCUCGCCAGAGAUCAGCGAAAGUAAAAAGAAGCCUGCCGGAGCAGUCAGUCUUUUUGGAGGCAUCGACGUCUUUGCCAACAAGCAGACAAAGAGCCCGUUGGAUGAAGAUGACAACGGUGACAGCUUCCUCUCUGAGGACAGCCCACCACCAAAUGUCAAGAAGGAGGAGAAGAAGGAGGAGAAAGUCAAAACAAACACUGUUAGUCUAUUUGACGCCGAGGAGGAAGAUGAGUCCGAUUGGAAUGACCCGAUAUUCCCACCCAGUAAACCCGCAGCAAGCAACACACUGAAGCCUACAGAGGAGCGACCACAAGCAAAGAGCACAGGUGUGUUCCAGGAUGAGGAGCUGCUGUUCAGUCAGACGCAGCAGAAGGACAACGACCCGGAUGUUGACCUGUUUGCCACAUCAGGGAAAGCUGCGAGCUCCAAGCUCAGCUCAGCGAAGCCAGCAGCACAAAGUCUGUUCGCAGAUGACGAUGAGGAUGACCUCUUCAGCUCCAUCAAGCCAAAAUCUCCUCCUCCGAAAAUUGCAGAGAAGCCCAGUAAACCUAAUGAGAGAGCACCACUAGCAAGUCCAGAGUCUGUAUCUGAGAUUCAGAAACCUGCACCAAGCCCUGUAAAACCUAAAGAUUCCUCAUCAAGGAUUGGGAAGCUUCAAGCCAAUUUGAUGAUCAACCCGGCUGCGUUGCUCCCUGGAGCUGUCCCCAGUAUGCUAGGGGCCGUGACUGUCCUACCUAGUUCCUCCUCUGGGGUGUCCAGCUCUAGCCUGAGCCCCAGCCCUGUCACGACUCCUGUAGGAGCCCAGGCAGACCGCGAGGGAGGAGUGAGCUUCGACAUCCCAGUCGAGGUUACAACACUGCAGAGCGCACACAAGGGACGUGCCAAAGGUUCUGUACAACGGAGACCGCAGUCCAGAGCAGCGAGGCAGCAAGCAGCCCAAAGGACUGUAAAGGAUAAAAAAGAGACCGUGGGUGGAGACGUUCUCGGGCCGAACCCCAGUCUGUCUGGUUUAGCCUUACCUCCACCAGACAAGUCCAGCCAGACACGUGGCAGUCCGACACUACCUAACUCGACUGCACCCGCAGCUUCCCCACCUUCUCAAUCCUCUCUCCCUGAAAUCUCCCCCAGACCCUCUGUUCUGACACUACCAGUAUCUACAAACACUGGAAAGAAAGACUCCAGUAAAGACAGCAGCGUUACCAAGGUGCUGCCGUCUCCUGAUGAGGAUGACCUUUUUGCCUCGGACGGUCUGUUUGGGGCCACCUCGGUCACUAACACACCCUCCGCCAGACAAACUACCAAGACUACACAACCUCAGGCCAGUAGCGAGGUGGGAUUGAAGAAAGACGAAAGCACUCCCCCGUCCAUUUUUGAUGCCAACACUGGCGACCUUUUCCAAAAGGUCAAACCAAGGUCAACUACUAAGAAAGCCACGGUCUCGUCCUUUUUGGAAGAAGAUGACGAUGAUGAGGACAUCUUUGGUUUGAGCAACAGCUCCACUCCCACGUCCACGAGUAGUAAAGAAAUCAAGAACAGCAGUAGCUUUUCAAAGCAGGACAUCUUCCAGGAUGAAGUAGCCGCUGUGCCUAAAGUUCACAAGAAGCACAAAGAGAAGAGCCUUGAUGCCAGCCUGUUCAACGACAACAUAGACAUUUUUGCCGACCUGACGGACACUUUAAAACCAAAACAGAAGUCCAAGAUAAAGGGAGAGACCAAGUCAAUAUUUGAUGAUGACAUGGAUGACAUCUUCUCACCAAGCACAGUAAAACCGGUCACCAAGGCUCCCCAGAAAUCAAAGAAAACACCACCGUCUCAGGAGACCAGUACAGCAGCAGAUUCAAGCAACAUAUUUGAUGAUCCACUUAAUGCUCUUGGUGGGAACUGAACUUAUUGUGUCUGAGCAGCCAGAUUUGUACAAUUGUGGAUUCAUUCUUUUGUCAUUUGGAUCGCUGAAAGAUUGGAGAUCGGAUACACUGUUGAUAGAGUAUUUAUUCAUAUGAAUUCAUAUAAAUACUGGGGCUUAUAUUUUGGCAGAUGAAGACUCAAAUGAAAAUGAUUCCAGUCAUCUUCUGACAGCACUUCCAAAAUCAUCUUGGUAUCAGAUCAUAUUAUGUAAUAGUUAUUAUACAGUGUACUGUUAAUCUUUAUUAUACAUAAUAGCACUUUAUAAGCAUACUAUAUGCUUAGCCUCAAAGCCUGCAGAAAUUAACAGUAAAUUGUUUUGUUUGUUUUGAAGAAGUUUAUCCUUUUGAUUUUCCAUGUUGAGAUUCCAUGUCUUUGGGUUUGUGCCAUAUCAUGGUUAUGAUGAGAAAUCAAUGUGUUUACUUACUGUCUUAGGCAUUUUGACAAUGUUUUUAUUAAUAAGAAAUUCAUCAAUUUCUUAACUUUGGCUGUGAUGAAAAAGGAAAUUCAUUUUUAAUAACUAAAAAGAAACAUAUUUUAUGCUAUCUGAAA
This is a messenger RNA of Sebastes umbrosus (honeycomb rockfish), 5137 nucleotides long. RefSeq names its product WASH complex subunit 2C (gene washc2c). The record is from RefSeq and is a predicted model, not a curated record. Gene Ontology annotation, biological process: protein localization to endosome; retrograde transport, endosome to Golgi. Lineage: Eukaryota; Metazoa; Chordata; Actinopteri; Perciformes; Sebastidae. The transcript is spliced from 31 exons. The coding region runs from base 180 to 4568 and encodes 1462 amino acids. Gene Ontology annotation, cellular component: early endosome; WASH complex. Gene Ontology annotation, molecular function: retromer complex binding; phosphatidylinositol phosphate binding.